This is a messenger RNA of Anopheles marshallii, 2073 nucleotides long. It is a transcript of the gene Mnn1, whose product is annotated as menin. Gene Ontology annotation, cellular component: histone methyltransferase complex; nucleus; chromatin. Lineage: Eukaryota; Metazoa; Arthropoda; Insecta; Diptera; Culicidae. Gene Ontology annotation, molecular function: Y-form DNA binding; transcription cis-regulatory region binding; chromatin binding. The coding region runs from base 1 to 2073 and encodes 690 amino acids. Gene Ontology annotation, biological process: regulation of transcription by RNA polymerase II; negative regulation of cell cycle; negative regulation of cell population proliferation. The transcript has 2 exons. The record is from RefSeq and is a predicted model, not a curated record.
AUGACGGAGUUUUGUGACGACGUUAUCAAGCUGUUUCCGCUGCGUGCGAUUCCGGAUGUGAUAAAACUGUUUCGCCAACAGCUGAACAAUCGCGAGGAAGAACCGGACCUAACGCUGCUGUCGAUCGUGACCGGAUUGAUUGAGCAUUCGCUCACGACGAAGGUGCUGGAAUCGAGCUCUUCGUCGGCGUCCUCGCACACCAACAACAACAAUAACAAUGUCGAGGGAGGAAAGAACGCCACGGCCGACCCGGCGGGAAACUUUCCUGUUAUCCGGUACGACACCGUGGAAGGGUUGUACAAGCGCUUCAAAUCCGUGCUGGCCCCGAUCGAAAAGUUGCUGGUGAAAACGACGACCGAUUCCAAGUUUGCCAGUCGGGAAAUUAUCAAGAAAGUGUCCGACAUCAUCUGGAACUCCCUGCUGCGCAGUUCGUACAAGGAUCGGGCUCAUUUGCAGAGUCUUUAUAGCUAUCUGUGCGGUAACAAGCUGGAUUGCUUCGGUGUUGCAUUUGCUGUCGUAGCCGGAUGUCAGAUGCUGGGCUAUCGGGACGUCCAUUUGGCCAUCUCCGAGGACCACGUGUGGGUCGUGUUUGGCAAGACGGGUGACGAAACAAUCGAGGUAACGUGGCACGGCAAGGGAGCGGAGGACAAACGCGGCCAGUCCGUUGCACCGGGCAUUGAAUCGCAAACGUGGCUGUACGUGGCGGGCAAUCCGGUUGUCUGCAACCGAUACAUGGAGGUGGCGGCGAUUGUGUCCGCGAUUAAUCCAUCAUUGACGGCUACCAGCGCAUGUUUGGAGGUGGCCGAUUUGCAGCAACAGCUGCUCUGGCUGCUGUACGAUAUGGGACAUUUAAAGAAGUACCCGAUGGCACUUGGUUGUUUGGGUGAGCUGGAAGAGGUCGAACCAACGUCGGGCAGGAAAAGCUGCGAGGAGCUGUACAACGAGUCGGUGCGAUCAGCACAGACGUUCUACCGAAACCAUCAUGUGUAUCCGUACACGUACCAGGGAGGGUACUACUAUCGAAAGAAUAUGUAUCGGGAAGCGUUCGCUUCCUGGGCGGACAGUAGCGAUGUUAUUCGACUGUACAACUACUCGCGAGAUGACGAAGAAAUAUAUAAAGAAUUCCUCGAUAUUGCCAACGAGCUGAUCCCGCAGGUGAUGAAGUUAGAAAGCUCUGGCCAUUCGGCCAAAAGCAUUCUUCGCGAUUCGUCCUGCUUUGCCAACCUGUUGCGCUUUUACGACGGCAUUUGCAAGUGGGAGGAAGGCAGCCAAACGCCCAUCCUGCACAUCGGUUGGGCCAAACCGCUGGUGGCUACGAUCGCAAAGUUCGAUCACGAUAUACGAUCGCAGGUGAUCAUUAAAUGUGCCGACCAGGAACCACAAGCACAAACGGGACACCAGCACGGACAGGAGAAUGGUGGCGGCAAAAACGGAGCAGAAGAUUCGGCCCAUCAUCACCACAACAAUAACAACAUCACGAAAGCUGACGCCAACGUCACGAAUGGUGGUCGUACUAAUGGUAGCACCUCCGUAAAAGGUAGUUCGCUGCCGAAAUCACUCGAGGCACUGGUUGGCAAAUGUGGCGAAAAGCUGCUGAAUCCCGAAUUUCUACUGCAAGGUGGCGGACAACCGUUCACAACGGAAGAAAGUGCUGAAGCUUCAUCUGAUGGGGAGGGUAUUUCUACGACUGUAGACCCCGACACACUCGCAAGCAACGGAAAGCGAGAGAAGGGUGCUCUAAAGGGCGAGCAAGAUGCGGAAGCAGAGAAAUGUCCACAGAUCGAUAAGCGAAACACGAGUGCGGACGAUACGGAACCGAAACGACCCAUCAUUGUGCUGUACAGUCAGAAGAUGAAAGGUUUGAAGGAUCUGUUGCUGACGGAGAAGUUGAACACAAAUGCGAUCUCGCUGCAAAUUACGGCUCAGAGCCAGGUGCAGGUAGGUGGCAAGAAGCUGCGGGGAUGCCAGAUAUCGCUCGGUGGCGGCGGUUCGAUAGGGACCACUGGUGGAGCAAUAACCGUCAACGAGGGUAUCGAUGGCAACACCCGACCGAAACGGGCGCGCAGAGAAUAG